Rubroshorea leprosula is the source of this 363-nucleotide messenger RNA. The record is from the annotation of a GenBank genome assembly. Lineage: Eukaryota; Viridiplantae; Streptophyta; Magnoliopsida; Malvales; Dipterocarpaceae.
GGAAACAACAGGGCAAGGCGUCUUAAUAAACGCCGGUCUCAUUCUUUCUCUCCAUUGUUUCUCUUCUCAAAAUUGUCUAUUCUAAUUUCGUUUGGCGAAAAUCUCUGCGACAAUGAGAGAGUGCAUCUCGAUCCACAUUGGCCAGGCCGGAAUUCAGGUCGGAAAUGCCUGCUGGGAACUUUACUGCCUCGAGCAUGGCAUUCAGGUUCAAAAUCUGAUUUGGAGAUUUCAAGCCGAGAUGUUGUUGGUUCAUCAGAACCUUUGGAUGAAACUUGAAAUUUUCUCUAAAUAUUUUGUUGAAACUUUGUUCUUGGAUCUUGAUUUUAUGACUGAAUUUUCUAAUUCUUGAUUGCGCUCUUUUUU